GUAGAGAGGGGGUUGCUCCAUGUUGGUCAGGCUGGUCUUGAACUCCAGCCUCAGGUGAUCCGCCCGCCUCGGCCUCCCAAAAUGCUGGGAUUACAGGCAUGAACCACCGCGCCAGGCUUACUGGGGGCUUUUUAACCUUAUUUGGCUACAUUACCUCAGUGAACAAGAGGCAGCUCACAACAGGAACUCAUGCAAAGAAGGAAGAGAAUAGUACCAACAAGGUAGAACAUCACGAUGAGAAGAAAGAACGAUGCAAAUAUGUGAACCCCCAGGAUAAACACAGCUGCCUAAAAUUUAGCUCUGGCUCCCUUAGAAGGGGGAAGAGUCAACAGUGGACUGUUUCUCAACGUCACAAAUGCAGAAGCAUAUGGUUCCUAUGGGACCUGCCAACCGUUCCCAGACACUGAACUCUGUGGGGAGUUUUUUCCAUGGGACUUUAAAAAAUGAUGCCCUUAUGUUGGGCCAGACCUCUGUUAACUUCAGUAGGGAUGGCACCAGGUUCAAGGGGCCAAAGAAGAGACCUGGAGCCAGUGAAGGAAACAUAGGGUAUAUUUGGGGAACUUUACAGGGUGGUCCAGUGGCAGCGGGCUGGACAGAACUGCAACCACUUAUAAAAAGCAUGCAGUUUAUAUAGCACUUUCACUCAGCACCCUCCCCACAGCAACCUCCAAUGGCAACCCUCAUUUCUUAAGUUAUUGCUGUCAGAUGCAUCUGCCAUACAGGGUCAUUCUCAGGGAAUGCUUAAGUUAUUUCCGUCAGGUACAUUUUCCAUACACUUUACUACCUUGGAGUAAAGUAGCAAGAAUACAGCUUUUUCCCUAACCUUUACCAGCUAACUCAGUGCUUAGGGGCCUUGGAAUGCCUGCUGCCCAACAAGUCAGAGGCCUGACUGGGAGGCAUGGCCAUUAUCAACAGUGUAUGAAGGUCAUACAUGACAGGGUCCCUUGGAUCCAGUGGGCUCCCUGAAGUGAUUACAUACUUGGACCACAUCACCUCAGCCCCUUGCAAAAUUGCAUUUAAUGUUACACCCUUGGCUUUUGUAGAAACAGGCAACAAGACACUGUCAUAUAAAACUUUGUACUGCAUUACAAGGCAUAACCUUUAAUAAAUCCCAAUGGUACUUUUUGUGGGGAAGAGGGAUGCUCAUAGCCUAUGGGGUGGCUGGAGAACUAGUCAGGGACCCUGAGGGCUCGAUUUACACUUUACAUGGGUGGGCCAAGGAGUUUACACUGAGGGCACUGGUAAUACCUGUAAUAGUCUUAUAGUACUUAUAAAGCAGUUUUGCACAUAAAAUACCGUCAUGCAGUUAUAAGAAGUUUGUUCCUGGGCUGUUCCAAGUUAACUGUAUUCAUUUUCCUAGUGUUAGCACAGUAUCUCAGGGAGUCUGAUUAUAUUUUUGAUUUGUAAUCUCUAUCUUAGACUAAGGCCUACAGAUUUCAAACUGUUCUUUGCAAUUCCUCUCAUAAUGAACCUCUGGUUCGGCAGCUUUUUUUGUUGUUGUUGUUCUUAAGUUUUACCAUUUUUGUUCUUAUUUGGUUUUGUUGUUUUUAAAUUGGGAACUGCUUCUAAAACAGAAGACAUGAAAGGAGAAUUAAAAACACAAUAUAUGUGUGAGAUAGAAUUAUUCAACUUAGCAUUUAUUAAACAUCUGCCAUAUGAUAGACAUUAGAAAUAAAAUGACUAGCAAGACCCGGUCCUUCCCCUCAGGAGUUCACAGAACGGCUGGAGCAACUGUCAUACAAACUGUUACGCAGUGCAGAAACUACAUAGACAUUUGUGCGGGUUCAGACCACAGCAAAUAGAGAUGGGCAGAGUGGGAUGGGGUAGGGGGUAAGGUGCUUGAAGUUUGCCUGGGUGGGAAUUUUUGAAGUAUGAAGAGGACUUCUGCCUGGGGGAUUGCAGCAGUAGAGGGAAGAGCACGGUCGGUACAAUUGCAUUGCAGGUGUGAAACGGCUUGAUUUGUUCAAAGAAUGAUGGAUCAUUUAGUAUUGUAUAAUGGAUGGGAGGAGAGAAACACGGCGAUCACAAAGGGCCAUGUUUGCCAAGAAAUAAAAUAUACUUGGAAAAAAAGAGUACGUAUGUGUAUAUAUGACAAAACUCAGGUGCAUUCUGUAGGGACCGGCGAAGCCAUUCCUUCAGAUUUGCUCAGCAUUGCCACGGGCCAGCUGCUGUUCCAGGCCGUGGGUUAGGAACCAGGAAGGGCAUCGCUCCCACAGGGCCCACAUCCUAACGGGCCUCGCCGCGGCUACGGGGCUGGGCAGGCCGAGGGCGCCGGGCUGUGCAAAUUUCUUUAGAGCCGAGGUCUGUGGCCAGCGUCUUCGUCUGUCACAGGAGGGCUGACUGGCCACGGCGGCCAUCUGCUAGAGCGCAUUUCUUCCCAUGAAACGCCAUCUCCUCCGAAGUGCGGAGCGAACGCAGCCAAAUCUACAAACACUGAUAAGCUGGAUCCACCUGACGGAACCCAGGACCAAAAAACUGCGGCGAGCAGCGCCUCGGACCCGCUAUUACCGGUUUUCUAAGCACUGGACAGAGUGAGCCGUGCCAGCCCUGUCUCGCCAUCCCAGCCGAGGAGGGCAGCGCGAUGGCUCUUCCCUGCCUUGAAACCAGCCCCACUGCCAGCCGCUCUCGCCCGCAGAGCAUUUUCCGUGGCGUCCAACCGACCCUACGGCGGCCUCGGCGAGCCAUGUGGAAGAAACGCACCCACUGCCCAUAGGCCACGCCCUUCCUGGCUUCGCGCAUGCGCUCCGCCCGUCCUGAGGACCUCCCAACCUGCAGGGGGCGAUGAAAGUCCGCUUGCGCUUGGCUUGCAGUUGCUUCCGAGUCAGAGGUCAGACGGUCUAGCGCUGCGUGGGACAUGGUGCAGCUGCGACCGCGCGCGUCUCGCGCCCCGGCGUCGGCGGAGGCGAUGGUGGACGAGGGCCAGCCGGCCUCGGAGGAGGAGGAGGCGGAGCACGGGCUGUUGCUCGGUCAGCCCAGCAGCGGCGCGGCCGCCGAGCCGCUGGAGGAAGACGAGGAAGGGGACGAUGAGUUUGACGACGAGGCCCCGGAGGAGCUGACUUUCGCCAGCGCCCAGGCGGAAGCGAGAGAAGAGGAGCGGCGAGUGCGGGAGACCGUGCGCAGGGAUAAAACGCUCCUGAAGGAGAAGAGGAAGCGACGCGAGGAGCUGUUCAUCGAACAGAAGAAAAGAAAACUCCUUCCAGACACUAUUUUAGAGAAGUUAACCACAGCUUCACAGACUAAUGUCAAGAAAUCGCCAGGAAAGGUCAAAGAAGUUAAUUUGCAAAAGAAAAAUGAAGACUGUGAAAAAGGAAAUGACUCCAAGAAAGUUAAAGUACAAAAAGUACAGUCUGUCAGCCAGAAUAAAAGCUACUUGGCCGUCAGGCUAAAAGACCAAGAUCUGAGAGAUUCAAGGCAACAAGCAGCACAAGCCUUCAUACAUAAUUCAUUAUAUGGGCCAGGAACCAACAGGACUACUGUAAAUAAGUUCCUGUCUCUUGCCAACAAGAGGUUACCAGUGAAAAAGGCUGCUGUCCAGUUUUUGAAUAAUGCUUGGGGAAUCCAGAAAAAACAAAAUGCCAAGAGGUUUAAAAGACGGUGGAUGGUCAGAAAGAUGAAAACUAAGAAGUAAAUCAAUGCUAAAUGAAGAAUCUGUACUUUUUUCAGUACAAUUCAACAUAUGUUUACGGAAUACAGCUGCCAGAUAUUGAGGAUACACUGAUGACCAGGACCUAGGCACUGCUUCAAGGAACUCACAAGUCUCCUGGGGAAGGCUUACAUGUAAAUAAAUAACACACAGUACAUCACUAUUGACUUAAUACAUGCAAACUGAGGCUGAGAGAAAGGAGAAAAAAGCAUGGUUGGAAACAUGGAUAAGCGGUUAGAUGCUAAAAUACCCCAAAAAACAUACUAAAAAGCUUGAAGUUUUUCCAAUAAGGAAAUAAGGUUUAAAAUGAAGGAAACCGAUACGGAUUAGACUUCAUUUUAGAAGGAUCACACAACAACACUAUAAAACAUGGCUUGAAAUUAGAGUGAGGCUGUAAGCAACAAAACUAACAGAGCCUUAAAAAGAAAAAAUGUUUUAUACCAUCAAACUCACAGUAGUAAACAUCUAGGACUUUAUUCUUUCUUCACAAAGGAAAAUGAAUGAAACUGGCAAAACAAUACUAAUGGUUUUAAAGCCUGCUGUAAAAAUUAACUGGUGAUGAUAACCAAAGAAAUGCAAAUAAGCAAUUUUAAGAUACUAACAUAUGUUAAACCCACUAAAGUAGCAUUAAUAUAGUAGUGCCAUUGGUACGUUCUUUUAUUACUGCUGGUAAAAGUUGGUAGAGGGUUUCUGAAAACCAGUAGAGCAACAUGUAGUGAGAGCCACAAUAAUGUUCAUAUUAUUUGACUCAAUUCUAUUUCUAGAACUUUAUCUCAGUGGAAUAAUGUGAAGAAACAAAGAUGCAUGUAUAAAGAUGUCACUAAAGCAUCUGACAUAAAAGCAAAUGGAAAAAUCCAACAACAAAGCAAUGUUGAAAUAAACCUAUACAGCAACAAUAAAAUAUCAUGGAGCCUUUUGUGUUUUUUGAGACAGGGUCUCACUAUGUCACCCAGGCUGGAGUGCAGUGGUGCAAUCACGGCUCACUGCAGCCUCGCACUCCUAGGAUCAAGCAAUCCUCUUGCCUUAGCCUCCCAAAGUGUUGGGAUUAGAGGUGUGAGCUGCCACACCCAGCCUUGUGUAGCCAUUUAAAAAUAAUUGGAAAUAAUACAUAGAAAACUGGGAGGAAAUAAAUUCUUACAACAAAAUAAUACAAACUAGUGCCACUACGGUUAUUAGCUAGUUAAAAUAUAUGCACAUGGGAAUUAAGGCACAAAACUGAAAAUACCUGAAAUAUGUAGCAUUAUGGGUUAUUUUAAAGCAAAAAACAUUACCUCAGUGGAAUAACUUCUGAGGGAAAUAUGACAUCAUUUAGGUAGGAUUUUCAAAUUGUACUCAUUUAGUUUAGAAUCUGGAGCAGUUUCUAAAUAGGGUGACUCUCAAUGGUUCUAUUGCUACUUCAGUUACUAGACUAAAGGCUCCUUGCAGGCUGGGGCUGUUCAUUCAUACUGGACUUUCCAGAGUCCCUACAACAAUGCCUCUCCACACUGCAAAAAUUCAAUAAACAGCUGCUCAACAAACAAUUUAAGAGUUCUUUUGGGAGCCACUGGAAGACGUAGCAGAUAAGGAACAAAGACAACAGGAAAAGAGGAAAGAAGACUGAAAAAACUAAAAGGAAAAAGGUCAAGAGAAACAGUGUGCCACCUGACCUUCAACAUUAAUCAAAUCUCUCUCUCUCGUGUGUGUGUGUCUGGAUGUGCAUGAACUUCUGAGUCACAUGACUCAAAGUUUAUGCAAACCUAAAAAUGAGGUUUUUUUUAAAAUGCUACAAUUACAAGUGAACUAAAGUGACGAAUAAAAAGUGGUGGAAUGA
Molecule: messenger RNA, 5453 nt
Organism: Cercocebus atys (sooty mangabey)
Lineage: Eukaryota; Metazoa; Chordata; Mammalia; Primates; Cercopithecidae
Gene: NOL7
Product: nucleolar protein 7, 27kDa
Exons: 9
Coding region: 2855-3628 (257 amino acids)
Cellular component (GO): nucleus
Molecular function (GO): RNA binding
Source: RefSeq, a predicted model, not a curated record